This is a messenger RNA of Solenopsis invicta (red fire ant), 1767 nucleotides long. Its product is annotated as odorant receptor Or1. The coding region runs from base 419 to 1627 and encodes 402 amino acids. Lineage: Eukaryota; Metazoa; Arthropoda; Insecta; Hymenoptera; Formicidae. Gene Ontology annotation, biological process: sensory perception of smell; detection of chemical stimulus involved in sensory perception of smell. Gene Ontology annotation, cellular component: plasma membrane. The record is from RefSeq and is a predicted model, not a curated record. Gene Ontology annotation, molecular function: odorant binding; olfactory receptor activity. The transcript is spliced from 6 exons.
ACGUAUCGGAAGGAAGCAUUCGGAUGCCAUGUAUAUCGUACCUCUAUAAAUCGUUAAGUGACAACCUUCCUGUGAAGUUUCACAGGUGAUCCUUGAGUCUCUUCAAAGUAAAACGCAACAUUAACGGUUCAUAAAUACGAGAACUUUAUUUGCCUCUCUUGUUCCCAAUUAAUUUAUAAAUUACACAAUUUAGCAAUUAAGACGCAAAAGAGUAUUAUCUGAGAAAUUUCUGUCGUGAAUUUCGUUUACAUUACUUAAAUUCGACUAAAUUCAUUAAAUUGAACUUGAAGUGAUGAUGAAAAUUAAGUUGCGUGCUUGUAAGACAAAUGCAAAAAGAAUCAGACAAUUCUAUUUUCAUAGAAUACCUUCGCUAAAUUAAACUCGAGAUAUUUAUGAUACUUGGUUCUCCAAUCGGAAAAUGGGACGAGGAAUAAUCGCGCCAAAUUUUCACCUGAAGCUGAGUCUAACAAUCAUCUACUUCCUGGGCACGUGGCCACCAGCCACGGGUAAGUUUCGGUUACUCUAUUUGCUUUACACCGCCUGUUGCCUCAUCUUCAUGCUGGGUAUCCUGCUCGCUGCCGAGAUAGCGAAUGUUCUUGUACACUGGGGAGAUAUGACAAAAUUCGUCGCGGUAGCGACUUUGUUGAUGACGAAUAGCAGCCACGCUUCGAAGGCGCUUAUUCUUCUUCGUCGUCAAACGCGAAUCCAGGCGCUCCUGGACACGGCCAACAGUCCAGCGUUCAGUCGCUACGACGAGGAAUAUCAGGAUAUACUCGUAAACUAUACAUGGAAGGCUAUCUUUCAUCACGUGGUUUAUCAGAGCUUCGGCGGAAUCGCAGUAUUCUGUUGGGGUUUUACUCCGAUCUCCGAUCUGAUCGCCGGUCGUUCGCGUCGAUUGCCCAUGGAGGGAUGGUAUCCCUACAACGUGACGGCGACGCCGGCCUUCGAGAUCACUGCGGCGCAUCAAGGCAUCGCCAUCAUAAUCGCUUGCUUUCACAAUGUGGCGAUGGAUACACUGAUGACGGGCUUGAUCGCGGUCGCCUGUUCCCAGCUGGCAAUCUUAGAGCGCAACAUCACCUCAAUUAACAAUGAGGGAAACAUCCGUGGAAUGCGGAAUAACGAUACGGGCAAGUCGCUUGCGAUGGAAAAGACAGUCUUGUCCUAUCAACUGCUCAAACGAUGCGCUGUGCACAGUAAUAUAAUAUUUGAUUUCACCAGUGAGAUUCAAAACAUCUUUGGCACCGCAAUCUUCUUCCAAUUCCUCUCGAAUUGCAUGAUUAUUUGCUUGAUCGCCUUCAAUGUGUCGCAGAUGAAAGUUUACAUCCCGGCAGUGCUGAUCGGCAUGUUGACAUACAUGUGCUGCAUGACGUAUCAGAUAUUCAUCUACUGUUGGCAUGGUAAUGAAUUGCAUCUGCAUAGUAUGCGUUUAGUCACGGCCGCAUAUUCAAACAACUGGUUCUCCAACACCGAAGAAUUCAAACGCGGCCUUCAAAUCAUUAUGACAAGAGCUCAUCGACCGCUCACUUUGAGUGCCGGCAGGGUCAUGACACUCUCUUUAGAUACUUUUGUACAGAUAAUGCGAACAUCCUAUUCAAUUUUUACGGUACUUCAAGGUUCGGCUGCUUAAUUCGACGACAUUAAAUUUCGUAAAUAUAUAUUUUCUUCAAAACUACAAAGAGUAACGAAUUAAUUAUAAAUAUCUUAGUUCUAUUCAACAAUACAUUAUUACGUGUAUAAAAGUAUAUAUAAAGUGUUUAUAUAAAAAUA